Molecule: messenger RNA, 4801 nt
Organism: Onychostoma macrolepis
Lineage: Eukaryota; Metazoa; Chordata; Actinopteri; Cypriniformes; Cyprinidae
Product: gastrula zinc finger protein XlCGF49.1-like
Exons: 3
Coding region: 335-1099 (254 amino acids)
Source: RefSeq, a predicted model, not a curated record
UGCGUCUCAUUCGCUCCAUGCAUCGUGAACCAGUUUAUAAUGAACACAGAUUCAGUCGCUAUAAGUAGUGAUGGAGAAACGGAUCUUUUUCAAACUUUAUCGAGUCAUUUGAAUCAAUUGAUUCGCAAAAUGAUUCACUUUUUUGAAUCGCCCCGCACUGACAGCACUGCUGCUCAAAACACCGAUCAAACACAAAUAUGAGAAAUGAUAACUUUUACAAACCAACUGCAACUGUGUUCAUGAAAGUGGAAUCUACAUAAAAGACAAAGUGUCCAAACACACAGAAAAACUCCUGCUGAAGCGACUGAGAUCCACGUGAUACACUAUUAUAAAGAUGGUGUUUAUUAAAGAAGAGAGCGAAGACAUGAAGAUUGAAGAAACGUUCAGAGUCAAACAAGAACAAACAGACCCAAAGUCACUGAAGGAGGAGAAUCAAGAACUGAAAGAAAAGGAACAAACAUGCUUUCAUCAGACUGAAAAUACUUUGUCACAACAAGGAGCUCAGAAGACCAGAAGUCAUUUCACCUGCCAACAGUGUGGAAAGUGUUAUAGUAGUAAAGGAAGUCUUAUUGUCCACAUGAGAGUUCACACAGGAGAAAAGCCUUACACGUGCAAACAGUGUGGAGAGAGUUUCAAUCGAUCAGCAAGCCUUAAAAUCCACAUGAGAAUUCACACUGGAGAGAAACGGUUUUCUUGCCAGCAGUGUGGAAAGAAGUUCAGUCAAAAUGGACACCUUAUUACCCACAUGAGGAUUCACACUGGAGAAAACCCAUUCACCUGCCCACAGUGUGGAAAAAGAUUCAAUCGAAAAGGAAACCUGACAGUCCACAUGAGAAUUCACACUGGAGAGAAGCCUUUCAAAUGCAAACAGUGUGGAAUGGGCUUCACUCAAAAAGCAAGUCUUAAUGCCCACAUAAGAAUUCACACUGGAGAGAAGCCAUUUGUAUGCAGUCAGUGUGGAAAGAGUUUCAGAUUUAGAGUAGCCUUUAAUCAGCACAUUAGAAUGCAUUCAAUAGAGAACAGUUUUAUAUGUUGUCAGUGUGGAAGGAAUUUCACAGACAGGAAACACCUUAAGAGUCAUGUAAGAAUUCACAUCUAAGGAGACUUUGAUUUGCCAUCACUGUGGAAAGAGUUUUGCACAUAAACACUCAGUGGAGGCUUCCCAGUGAAGAGAGAAAAGUGUUUUCUGUGUGAAAGGAGUUUCACAUAUCAUAGAGACAUGAAAAAUCAUUGACGAACUCGUUCUGGACAGAAAUGACAAAGUUUUGAAUGUGAAAAGAGGUUUACAGAAAGGAGCAAUUUAAAAAAUCAUCUGCACAUGUAUCACAAUAAAAUUCUUUUUCAGAUACAUAUGGAAAGCCAUGCAUAUUAGAGACCCUAUUCUUGUUCUUUUUGAGGAAAGAGUUUUAAAUGGCUCAGCCAUCAGACAAUUAAGUAUCUGUGUGAAAUCAAAGCUAUGUUCACACCGUAGCUGAAUGUGCCCUAAAUGCAGAUACUCCAGGUUCCUAAAAGAAUCCCCCGUGAUCAUCACAAGUGAUUUGGCCAAGUUCAGUUAGUUUAUUUGCAUCCUUCACCUCUUUAUACUUUGUCUUGAAGGUUUUUAUUUUCUUGUGUCAUGUUUAUAUGAAUGCAUGUGGCCACAGUCCAUCUUUGCUGUAGUUUCAAAAUAUUGAGCAGUUAUGGUAGAUAGCAUAUGAUACUUUGAUUCUGGAUAAUACUUUGGAAUUAAUCAGUUGGAUAAAGCUGUCACCAGUGUUGGGGAAGCUACUCUUAUGCUGCCUUCACGCCAUAUCGUAAUUACCGGAAUUUUGAGAUGACAACACGUGACGUUCUAAUCGGAGCUGUUCACGUCCUCGGAAUUAUGCUUUUCUAUGGCAACACUAUCAACGCCUAAACAGAGCCUGCGGUGGUCAGGUGGUACAGUGGUCACGUGGUACAAGUCGUAGCUCUCAGAAAACUCCCAGUUCACAAGUUUUAGUAACGAGUUUUACGAGGACGUGAACACUUUUUACAAGUUGGAAUCUCGUAAUUACGGGAAAUCCGAUAUGGUGUGAACGCACCUUUAAAUUAAAGUAGUUAAGCUACAAUCAAGCUACCCUUCUGAAAAAGUAGCUAGCUACACUACAAGUAGCUAGCUACAUUCAAACUUUUUUUUUUCACAAUGUAUAUUGCAAAUAACUGAAUAAGCAUUAAUGAGAAAUGUUUUAAGUAAAAUAUUUGGUAUUUAAAACAAUACAAUACAACACAAUACAAUUAUGAUGUCAAAAACUAUUGUUUUGUUACAUGCAAUAUUCAAAUAUUUGUCAAAAGUCAAAGUGCUAAAUUGCAACAAAUUUAACAUUGCAAUAACAAAAAAAUUUAAGUAACAUAAAAAUACUGUGUGACAAGUGGCUGCAUUUUGACAGGAAAUUAUACUGGACUCUGAACAAGCGACGCUGACAGGGAAAUCAGGUGUGAUUGCAGUAGACUGUUGAAACCUGUCCACUUGAUCCAAAACUAUGACCUCCAAGGGUCAAAAUCUUAUAGUUUGUGUUACAAAAGGAGAGAAUUCUUGGAAUAUGUUACAAAAAAUAAACAAAAAGUAUUGUGGUCCAAGCAAAACAGGAACAGUUUCACACCAUCAGUCCAGGAGACCAGAGGCGUGCGGAUCCAUAUGCAAGCUUUUAUUCACAGACAUGGUCAAAACACAGGCAGGGUUGAACAACAGCAAAUGGGUAUGGCACAGGCAAGACACAAGAGUAGUCCAGUGAACAGACGGGGUCGAUCGGCGGCGAACGUAAUCCUGGGAGCAAAACAAAGAGAGAUAAUCCAGGCACACGAUAAUAGUCAGGAGCAAACAGAGUUCAAACGACAAGAUGAGAGAGGGAUACAAGGCAGACUAUGAACUACAGGGCAGGCAGAGAUUAGACAAGAAACGAAAUACACAGGCUAGGAUCAAGACACGAAUGACUAAGGCAAUAAACAGGAUAAAACUAGAAUAAUGGUGUGUUCACACCAGAUGCAAAGCGAAUAUGACAUUGCGUCACUCUAGAUUACACGCGGGAUGUUUUUCGUGUCACUUGCGCGAAUAAAAGCCAUGGUGGAGAUAACUACAAUCACUGUUUUGUACCAAGUCCCAAAUACGAUGGAAGCCAAACGCCGACGUGCCUGGGUUCACAGCACCAUCCAGAGGAGGAUGAGUGUGUGUUACAUUUUACUACUGUAUACUGUAUACACUGAUAUAAUUCUUUUUUUUUUUCAUUAUUAUUAUUGAUAGCAGCAUCUCUGCCCUAAUAAAAUACAACUACCACUACAACUGAUUUUAAUUGUUUUCUAUGCUAUCAUAACAGGCUACAAUAAUGCUGUUAUGAUAGCAUAUACAAUAAUACAAUAAUUUUCUGAUUCAACCAGACGUGUCAAUAAGCUCUUUGUGAGCUUACGAGUCAUGUGAAUUUUCCACUCGAGUUGAAAUAUUUGACCUUAUGCAGAAGACGCGAUUGAGGUGAAUAUUGUGCGUUCGCGGAAAACGUGUCUUUGCAUUGACUUUGUAUGUAAUCUAAACAGAAUCUUUUAGUUAACAUUAAACAUAAGCGAAACCCUUAAGAAUUCACAACUUUUUUUUUUUUUUUUUUACAAUAGUGCUCUCAUUAUAACGUUAUGUAUAUGAUCGUAGUUAUAACGUUCUGCAUUUCUGUUUUGAGCUGCGUGCGCUGAAGAUGACCAGUAGAAUGAAGCAUAUGAUAGCAGGUUUUUAAUCAAUGGGAUGUAACUCAUUUAUCUCACAUAGAAUACACUUCGUUAUUUAUAUAACAUAAUGUUAAUAUUACAACUUAUAGGCUAUCUGCACAAAAUCCCCCGAAUGCACAUGAAUGCGUCUGCGCGGCUCUGAAUGAACUCCUUUUGUGGACGCGUUCUUCACACAAUAACAUGCAGAAACACAACUAAACAAAAAAAAAAUCACUAUGUUUUAUUAUAAUAGUGUUCACAUUAUAAUGCUAUGUAUAUGACAGUGCCAGUCAUAGUUAUUAAUAUUCUGCAUUGUUGUUCUGCUCGCACCGCGAGAUAAUCACCGUAGGCUACUACAAUGAAGCGCUUUACUGUAGCGUAACUCAACCAAAUGCAUCUUAUACGAGAUAAAUAAUAUAUACACGAUAUAAAUAAACCGACUGAAACGUUUUGAAAUCACUUGUUGUACCCUACCUGAUCGAAAAAGAAAAAAAUGAAGUCUUCCACUCUGCCUGUGUCAAUUUUAGUCUUGUUAAAGAUUUAAAUCUCUGCCGCCAAGAUGCUCCUCUGUCGGUGACGGAUUAGAAAGCGAAACUUUAAUCUAUAGGGGAAGUUGGAUUUAUUUACGCACGUUAAAAUAUUUAUUUAAAGCUUCUUUCUUUUAAGAUUCUUACAGCAUUAUCAUAAUAGGCUGUAUAUUAACUUACUGGGAGAAAACCGGUAGUUAGAUGUGAAAUCAGACACCAAGCACCCCCUUAUAGCCAAAAUGGCAUGAUCAUAACACCCCGCGAAUAUUCGACUGUGAGAUUGGGAGUCGAAUCGAAGCAUCGAAUCGUCGACUAUUCAGGGACACCCCUAUCACAUACAUUCCAUAAACUGUUCCAUAGCUAUUCGUAAUGGCAUGAACAAAUCUUGGAUAAAAGCAGUGCUUAACUGUCCCUCCUGGUGGAAUGACCUGCCCAACUCAAUCCGAGCAGCUGUGUCCUUAGCCAUCUUCAAGAAAAACGGCUAAAAACACAUCUCUUCCAUCUUUAUUUGACCCUCUAACUCUAGCACUCUCUAUUCUAAUUCUAUUCUUUAAAAAAAAAAACUUGCC